AUGAUAACACAAAAGGAUACUGAGCAGUCGCUACUGGGAUCAGAACAAAAACUAGGAACAGACAUGAAUAAGAUUCAUGAUACAAAACGUGCUCCAAUUUUUUCUGGGUGCCACAAAAUCAAGAAAGGUGAUUCUCUUUUUCCUCAAUGCUUUGCAAAAGAUGAGGCUCUCUGUGAUUGGUGUGUCAGACAACUCGAAGCUCAUAUGAAUAUUUGCUUGAAUCGCCCGGUUUUUGCUUUUUUUGGAAGAAUCUACGGUAGUGAUAAGUCAACAAUUACAGAUUCGUACUUCUCCGCCAAACUUAUUUUCAGAUCGAAUUCAACUUCUACACAACCAAAAAUUAGCCAAAGCUCAAAAAAUCAAAAACCCCUUAUUGCGAAUUCGUCGGAGUUCACAUCGGUAGAUAACUCUAUAGAGAGAGUUAUCGACUUCAACUCGCGAAAGCUCUGGGUGGAAAAUUGCUACAAAUCGAGUCGCAAGAUCAUCGAAGAAUACGUAUCUUCAAAUCCCAUGCAUUUUCCUAUGACAACUGAUAUUAACAAGAAGAAUGGACAAUCACAUCAGAAUGUUUCAUCCGUAAUUCAGCUGUUAGGUCAUUUUAACCGUCCGGACCCACUCAAUAAAGACUUGAUGGAUAUUAUCGAAAGCUCGGUUGAACUUGUAAAACAGCGAAAUAAUGGGCAUGAACGAUUGAGCUCAUUAGAGGGAGGCAGCUUUAAUCUUCAGGACGCUAUCGAUAUAGAAAUUUCGGAUAUCAUGGAACAAUCCAUGAAAUUGGAACAGCAAAAACAACACAACAAGAAUAAGAACUUGAUCUUACCGAUUCCAACAAAAAACCAAAACUCAACUCAACAUGAGCCUCCAAUUUUGAAUAUGGUGGACAUCAUUGACGUCUUGCUUAAACAGGAGCAACAACAAAACACUGAAGACUUGGAUAUCAGCUCACUUGUACCACCACAUCAAGAUACUAUCAAAACCAAGAAAGUCAUUGGAGUAGACAAGCGCUACAAACCAUACAAAGCUCCUAACCGAAAAACAAGAAAACAACAAAAGAAAAUCAAAAUUCCAUUACCGACCGAAACCGAAAAUAAGAAGGAACCGCAAAAAACUGUGAAAGCAACUGGAUGGUUGAAGGAGAGUCGGAGUCAAGAUGCAUCUGCUGACGCAGAGGGAUCGUCUAUUCCUUCAACGUCAAGCGGCGGAACCCCAACAAAUUUUCCGAGUCCACCUCCUUAUAGACAAAUCAUCGAGAUGGGACUAGAAACAAAUCUUACUGAUUUUGCGGAAGAUUCUGGACAUUCUCGAGCCAAACAAGCCGACCCUUACAAGGAAUUGAUGGAUUGUGUUCUGGAGCGCGUGAACGAACCAAGUAGCAAGUUUUUGAAUGAAUUGAGAUUGAAAGACAAGGUGAGAAAGAUGGUUAAACCACCUAAAGCACCUCUUCAACCACGUCUCGUUCAUCAGAGCUCGAUUGGAACAAUUUAUAGUACCGACAGCGACACGACAACGGUUUCGAAUGUGAACAGUUCUAUGGAUCCAGCUACUGAAGCUUUAACUUUGCAUCACUUGGACGAUUCAAUCCAAAACGUCGUGAAUAUAAUGGCAUGGAAAGAAGGAGGAGAUCGGUCCACCGCACAAAUCAUAGCUGAUUAUGAAACUUUUAAUGCUGUCAAAGCGAUUGUCACUAAAAACAAAUACUCAUAA
Messenger RNA from Caenorhabditis briggsae, 1704 nucleotides. Lineage: Eukaryota; Metazoa; Nematoda; Chromadorea; Rhabditida; Rhabditidae. The record is from RefSeq and is a predicted model, not a curated record. Bases 1 to 1704 code for a protein of 567 amino acids. The transcript has 9 exons.